Messenger RNA from Acomys russatus (golden spiny mouse), 2018 nucleotides. RefSeq names its product NPR3 like, GATOR1 complex subunit (gene Nprl3). Bases 210 to 1910 code for a protein of 566 amino acids. Lineage: Eukaryota; Metazoa; Chordata; Mammalia; Rodentia; Muridae. Gene Ontology annotation, biological process: negative regulation of TORC1 signaling; TORC1 signaling; cellular response to amino acid starvation. Gene Ontology annotation, cellular component: GATOR1 complex. The record is from RefSeq and is a predicted model, not a curated record. The transcript has 15 exons.
AGUCUCCGCGGUCCCCUCCCCAGUUCCCCUCAGGCCCACGCCCCGCAGGAUGGGGGACAAUACUAGCCCCAUCAGCGUGAUCCUGGUGAGCUCGGGCAGCAGGGGCAAUAAGCUGCUCUUCAGGUACCCCUUCCAGAGGAGCCAGGAGCAUCCCGCGUCCCAGACAAAUAAACCACGGAGCAGAUACGCUGUCAACAACACGGCUGAACAUGUUGAUGACCAGGAUGGUGACUCCAGCAAGCCAUGUCCUCCAACCGAUGAGCAAUUGGUUGCAGGUUCCAGGGGAUCCAGUGCCCUCUUCAUGGCCUUCUUCCAUGGACCUCAGAUACACACCUGGUGCACAUACAUACAUGCAGGAAAAAACAUUCAUGCAUAUUAAAAAGAAAAGGUUCUCGGAUGUUAUUUUGGCAACAAUUUUGGCAACCAAGUCUGAAAUGUGCGGCCAAAAAUUUGAACUGAAGAUUGAUAAUGUACGGUUUGUUGGGCACCCGACACUGCUGCAGCAUGCUCUGGGGCAGGUCUCCAAAACAGAUCCAUCUCCAAAGCGGGAAGCACCGACCAUGAUUCUUUUUAAUGUGGUAUUUGCACUGAGGGCCAAUGCUGACCCAUCAGUGAUAAACUGUCUGCACAACUUGUCCCGACGCAUUGCCACUGUCCUGCAGCAUGAGGAGCGCCGCUGCCAGUACCUUACCCGAGAGGCCAAGCUGAUCCUGGCACUUCAGGAUGAGGUGUCUGCUAUGGCUGACGCAAAUGAAGGUCCUCAGUCCCCGUUCCACCACAUCCUGCCCAAGUGCAAGCUGGCAAGGGACCUCAAAGAAGCUUAUGACAGCCUGUGCACAUCGGGUGUGGUGCGGCUUCACAUUAACAGCUGGCUGGAAGUGAGCUUCUGUCUGCCCCACAAGAUCCACUAUGCAGCUUCAAGUCUGAUCCCUCCUGAGGCUAUUGAGCGAAGCCUGAAAGCCAUCCGCCCGUACCAUGCCCUGCUCCUUCUCAGUGAUGAGAAGUCUCUGCUGGCUGAACUGCCCAUUGACUGCUCUCCGGCUCUGGUGCGGGUGAUCAAGACCACGUCUGCAGUGAAGAACCUGCAGCAGCUAGCCCAGGAUGCUGAUCUGGCCUUGCUGCAGGUCUUCCAGCUUGCGGCUCACCUGGUCUACUGGGGCAAGGCCGUCAUCAUCUACCCGCUGUGUGAGAACAACGUCUACGUCCUGUCUCCCAAUGCCAGUGUAUGUCUGUACUCCCCACUGGCCGAGCAGUUUUCACGCCAGUUUCCGUCCCAUGACCUGCCAUCCGUCCUGGCCAAGUUUUCUUUGCCUGUUUCUUUAUCGGAGUUCAGGAGCCCUCUGGCACCCCCUGCACAGGAGACCCAGCUCAUCCAGAUGGUGGUGUGGAUGCUGCAGCGCCGGCUCCUCAUCCAGCUGCACACCUAUGUUUGCCUCAUGGCCUCACCCAGUGAAGAGGAGCCCCGACUGAGAGAGGACGAUGUCCCCUUCACAGCCCGAGUUGGCGGCCGCAGCCUCAGCACGCCCAAUGCCUUAAGCUUUGGCUCUCCAACUAGCAGUGAUGACAUGACCCUUACCAGCCCCAGUAUGGACAACUCCAGUGCAGAGCUGCUCCCCAGUGGGGACUCGCCACUGAACAGGAGGAUGACAGAAAACCUGCUGGCCAGCCUCUCAGAGCACGAGCGAGCUGCCAUCCUUAAUGUGCCUGCAGCCCAGAACCCUGAGGACUUGCGCAUGUUUGCCAGGCUCCUUCACUACUUCCGUGGCCGCCACCACCUGGAGGAGAUCAUGUACAACGAGAAUACACGGCGCUCCCAGCUGCUCAUGCUCUUUGACAAAUUCCGCAGUGUGCUGGUGGUGACCACCCACGAGGACCCCGUCAUUGCUGUCUUCCAGGCUCUGCUCACGUGAGCGCAGGCAGCAGGCCAAGUGUGUGGAUGGGAACUAGCUUCCUCUCUGCCCCAGAGUGACUGAUUGGCCUUAGGAGGAUAGGCAGCCCCAGCCAGGCAGAACUAGUUC